This is a messenger RNA of Peniophora sp. CBMAI 1063, 1029 nucleotides long. The record is from the annotation of a GenBank genome assembly. NCBI's taxonomy places the organism in Eukaryota, Fungi, Basidiomycota, Agaricomycetes, Russulales, Peniophoraceae.
AUGACCAGCGACGUGGAGCAGCGCCCGACCAAGCAUGCCCGGUCUACGCUUGGUCCCGUAACCGAUGAUAGCCUGGAGCGCGACUCCGUAUUCUGGUUCAACGACGGCAAUAUUAUCCUUGCAUGUGGCCAUAUCGGGUUCCGUGUCCAUGCCGGCGUACUCUCCUUGAACUGCGGCGUAUUCAGGGACAUGCUCGCGAGCGGCACGCCCGCUGCUGGAGAGGUGCACGAGGGUGUGGAUAUCGUUCGAUUGAGCGACGAACCUGCAGACAUGCGGUUAUUUCUGAGACCAAUGUACUUCACCGACGAAGGACCCAUGCUCUCUCAAUAUUAUGUUGCGCAGUUGAAGACACUGCUCGACAUGGCACGCAAGUACAUGGCGGACCGCCUUCAAAAGAGCGUCUUGCAGCAUCUACGGACGCUCUUUCCCUCCACGCAGGACUGCUCCCGGGCUCUCUAUCCGACUCUUCGUCCUCCAAACAAGACGGAGGAGAAACCUUUCGACCCUUGGGUUGCCGUCGAUAUCAGCCUGGACCACGAUAUACCCAUCAUCUUGCCCAUGGCUAUCUAUUAUUCGAUUGUGGGCGCGGAACUCGAGGAGAUACUGGAUUUCAAUAUCAGUGCCGCAGCUCUGCGCAAAAUACUGCUCUUCCGCGAAACAUUUGUUCGCCGGGUCAACCGUGAAUCGGUAGACGGAGAAGGGUACUUCGACGUCUAUUCGGCCUGCGAUAACAACGUCGCAAGCUGCACCAUCAUCGAUCUAUGUGUUCAGGAAAAUGCAAUUCGCUACUAUCGGGACUUCGAAUACGACGUCUUUCAGCAGGUACAUGCGGAUGCGGUCCCUGACGAUAUCGGUGACCUGUGCGCGGGUUGUCGUCAACAGCUUGUCGACAUGCAAAGAGAAUUCACCCAAUAUCUAUGGAAUGAACUACCUUUACUAUGCAGGGGAUCUCUCUAUUCCUGGCGAUUGUUGCAUGAUGCACAGGCAGAGGUGGAGGGAGUUACAGCAGUUCCAGAAGAUCUGGCUUGA